AUGUUUUGCAAGAGAGUCGUCGGUAGGCUACCAAGCCUCUCUCAACAAGUACAAGGGUUUUCUCAGCGAACAACAAGAUUGUCACAGAGAAGCUUCAUUUCACAAUCCGGAUCAUCCUUUCGCAACAAUGGCCGAACCCUGAGGGCCGAUCCUCACUUUACAACCAAUCCAUACACUCAAUCUGUCCUGGAGGUUAGUCGACAGGCAAGACAAGUUGGCAAAGCUGUUGGAAUAUUUGUCGUAUCCACAACCGCAAUUGUUGUCAUUGGAUGGCAAGGAUAUCACAUAUACAUAGAGCACUUUUUGCACCCAACUCCACCUGAACUCAAACAAAAAGCGCGUAACCUUCUGCACGGUGCCUAUGUUCGCGAAGAAGUACAGCCACAGCUGAGCAUUGCGACACUAUACGUCCAAGAGGCUUUGAGAAUUGCUUUGGAAGAGCAACAUAUGGACGAAGAUUCCGAUGUUGCUUUAGCUCUGAGACGACGACUUGCUGAAGACUUCAACAGGGCAGGCAAUCUUCUGGAUUCGAUUACAGAAUACACCAGAUUCUGGAAGCUGUUGAUCAAACGGUUGGUGGAUAAAGGAGAGGAGAAUGAUGCUGAAAAGGUGUUUGAGUUGAUUGAGGUUUCCAAAAAGAUUGGUGAUCUCUACGUCAGAAUCGGUGACUACAACGAAGCCGAGGAGAGCCUGGCUUGGGCAGUUCAUACACUCAAAUCGUCCCAAGCUGACCUGACGACAGUCAAGGACUUUCAAAAGCUGGAAACUUUGACUACACUCUCAUUAGCCAAUUUGUACGCCGUUCAGCGAAACUUUGAUUUGGCUCUCCCGCUAUACCUCCAAUCUCUCAAAGCAUCUAAUCAAGCAGCCGAGCAACAACCUGAAGCAUUCGUUUGUCUGACUGCAAUUAUAGAAUGUCAGUUGUCAGAGACAUUGUUUGGUAUGGGUCGAAAGGAUGAAGCUCUAGGGUGGGCACAGACUGCUUUGGAAACAGCAAAGAAAGGAAUUAGUGAAGAAAAUGGAGGAGUCGCCACUAGCGAUGUAGAACCCGUCAAAGACUGCCAAGAGUGCGCUGGAGUAACAUUGAAUAACAUUGGAAAGAUGCUUGAGUUCCGUAACCAAUAUGACCAAGCACUAGCCCACUACAGCGAAGCUAUGCGCUAUGCAAUCGCAGCAAAGGACGCGGAUGGAGAAUCAUCGUACCGAUUCAAUGCAGAGCGACUUGGUAACAUCAUUCAAAACCCCGUGGCCGACGAACCCGUAGUGAUAUCUCAUGGGGAUGUCCCGCCCGAAGUACAAGCCGAGCAGCCAAAGAGAUCAUGGAAGCAAUGGUUAACAGGCAAAUAA
Messenger RNA from Umbelopsis ramanniana AG, 1347 nucleotides. RefSeq lists its product as uncharacterized. The record is from RefSeq and is a predicted model, not a curated record. The transcript is spliced from 2 exons. Gene Ontology annotation, molecular function: protein binding. NCBI's taxonomy places the organism in Eukaryota, Fungi, Mucoromycota, Umbelopsidomycetes, Umbelopsidales, Umbelopsidaceae. Bases 1 to 1347 code for a protein of 448 amino acids.